This is a messenger RNA of Sorghum bicolor (sorghum), 832 nucleotides long. RefSeq lists its product as uncharacterized. The coding region runs from base 111 to 389 and encodes 92 amino acids. NCBI's taxonomy places the organism in Eukaryota, Viridiplantae, Streptophyta, Magnoliopsida, Poales, Poaceae. The record is from RefSeq and is a predicted model, not a curated record. The transcript has a single exon.
CACGUUCCCCACUCUCAAUUAGUAGCUUCAUUCAUUCAUCACCCACCCCCUCCCCUCACUCAUCAUCUCCAGCACACACACACAUCCAAGAAAGAAGAAGAGGAGGAUCCAUGGAGAAGUGCAGGUCGGUGCCGCACGAGCACUCGUCGGUGUACUACGGGUGCGGCGGCGGGUACGACUACGAGGACGUCGGCGGCGGUCCCGGGCAGGCGGGCAAGUCGUACAGCUUCAACGGGCCGAGCGGCCGCGACGACCCGGAGGCGAAGCGGCGGCGCCGGGUGGCGGCGUACAACGUGUUCGCCACGCAGGGCCGGAUCAAGACCACCGUCCGCAGCAGCGUCAAGUGGCUCAAGUCCAAGUUCUCCGACAUCCGCUACGGUGGCCUCUGAACAUGAACACUCAACCUGCUACCUGCAUGCAAUCCAUCCUACUCCUACUCCACCACAUAUAUAUGCAUGAUAUAUAUACAUGCAUGAGUAUAUCAUGAUGCUCAUAUGAAAUUACAUAUGCACGCAUAAGUAUAUGUGUGCUAGCAAGGCCAACGGCCAAGCUAAAUAGCUGCUGCAUAUAUAUAUGGAGGCAAUACUGUGUACAUGCUAUGUUUAGAUGCAUGUGUGCGUGUAUGAACUGUGUGUGCGUGUGCAUGGUUGGUCUCAAGUCACUGUGUGCUUGCUUUCCAGAUCGGCCCGUGUGUUUUCAGUUUGCUUUUACUCUGUCAGGAAAGAAACGGUGGUUGGUUGUACUCUGCUUGAAUCUGCAAAUCAAGUUGUAUCAUCAGUCCUCCCUCUAAAAAGAAAGUUGUAUCAUCAGUCAUCAUGCCCUUGCUUUGAUC